GGAAAUAUGCCUAUUCUAUCCAAUCUGACACAGACCCUGGAAGACGUCUUCAGAAGGAUUUUUAUUACUUAUAUGGACAAUUGGCGCAGGAACACGACAGUGGAGCAAGAGGCCCUGCAAGCCAAGGUUGAUGCUGAGAACUUCUACUAUGUCAUCCUGUACCUGAUGGUGAUGAUUGGAAUGUUCUCUUUCAUCAUCGUAGCCAUCCUGGUGAGCACGGUGAAAUCCAAGCGACGAGAACACUCCAACGACCCCUACCACCAGUACAUCGUGGAGGACUGGCAAGGGAAAUACAAGAGUCAAAUUCUGAACCUAGAAGAAUCAAGGGCCACCAUCCACGAGAACAUUGGUGCAGCAGGGCUCACAAGGUCUCCUUGAUCAGCGAGAGAGGCAUAGAGCCAACGGCCGACAUGCAAAUAUGAAGAGACACCUGUGCCAUGGAGCAAAUCCAGUUGUCAUUGCUUAGAAGACACUAAGUUCCUCGCUCUCUGUUGGGAAGUUUCGUGGAGAUGAUGUGGUUUGUCAAUUAAGAUAGAGGACAUUUCAAUCUCAGUGAUUUUAUCCUUGCUCAUUGGAGCAACGUUUUAUGACAAAGCCUUCUUUUACUUUCUGAGGGAUGGAGAUGUCAUUUUAAUCAAUGUCAGUCCUGCUGUGGUGCAACGGGAUCAGCUGUCUUGGGAGAGCCGGGUUGAAGGUUUGAUUCCUGAUCUCCUCCUCGGCAGGGCUGGUGAGGGACUCACUGUUGCCGCAGGUGAGGCUUAGGUUAACGACUGUGGUUCAGAUCUGAUUCCUGGCCUAGGAACUCCAUACGCCAUGGG
Messenger RNA from Phacochoerus africanus (Common warthog), 818 nucleotides. It is a transcript of the gene KCNE2, whose product is annotated as potassium voltage-gated channel subfamily E regulatory subunit 2. Gene Ontology annotation, cellular component: membrane. Gene Ontology annotation, biological process: membrane repolarization during action potential; ventricular cardiac muscle cell action potential; regulation of ventricular cardiac muscle cell membrane repolarization. The transcript has a single exon. Lineage: Eukaryota; Metazoa; Chordata; Mammalia; Artiodactyla; Suidae. Gene Ontology annotation, molecular function: voltage-gated potassium channel activity involved in ventricular cardiac muscle cell action potential repolarization; transmembrane transporter binding; delayed rectifier potassium channel activity. The record is from RefSeq and is a predicted model, not a curated record. The coding region runs from base 7 to 378 and encodes 123 amino acids.